Messenger RNA from Neocloeon triangulifer, 2023 nucleotides. RefSeq names its product transmembrane protease serine 11B-like protein. Lineage: Eukaryota; Metazoa; Arthropoda; Insecta; Ephemeroptera; Baetidae. Bases 115 to 1917 code for a protein of 600 amino acids. Gene Ontology annotation, molecular function: serine-type endopeptidase activity. The record is from RefSeq and is a predicted model, not a curated record. The transcript is spliced from 13 exons. Gene Ontology annotation, biological process: proteolysis.
CCGGCAUAAAAUCCCCAGAAAGGACCGUGUCUCAUCAGUUUGAGUGCAUCCGCUGACGAUUUAACUGCCGAUUUAAACUUUCAUCCAGGAUCUACAGAAAGUUGGCGAGAAGGGAUGAAGUUUAAGUUAACUGGAUGGAUUUGGCUGCUCACUGCGGCCAGAUUUUUUGCUUUUGGAUAUGGACCAAGUCCUAGAGAAUAUUCUGAUCGGAAAAUUAAAAAGGAUCAAUGCUGGAAUUACGGAAAGAACAAAUCUGUGUUAAACGCACAUGUUUUCAAUUUUGACGAUGAUAAUUUGAGCUUUGAAAACUGCGGCAAGUGGGACCAAAAGAAUUACGAUGAGAUCCCUCCGUGGGUGGUUCGCUUUGACAAAACCGGUUGUGAUGCUAUAAUUCUGUCAGAUCAAACGAUCAUGAUGACAGAGUAUUGUAGUGAUGAGGCAGCAAGAUUAAGAAUGUUAGAAGAUCAAAGAACGGAACCCGUUUUUUUUGGCGGUGAAUGUAUUAACCAGGACAAAAAAUUUUGCUUCAAAAAACGAGGCUUGCUGAGUCUAAAGGUGCAUCAUGAUCAAAGUUUUAACAAAAUUGUAGGAUUGAAAAUUGGCUCUUAUUACGUCAACCACAUACUUCUGUUGAGAGUAGAAAAACUGAGGUUCACGCCGAGUUUGCAGCCUGUUUGCUUGUGGAAUCAAGACAACCAGAACGACGCGCAGGAAAACUUUUUUUAUUAUAAUGGCACGAUGAAUAUACAUGAUAAUAUAUUGCCUGAGGAUAGUUGUUAUCAAAGUGAUGUAGUACGUCAAGAUGAUUGUGACCUUUACGGGAACUCAAUAAGCACAUCUAAAAGACGUGAGGCAGUGCAAAAUCGUGGUUAUUUAUUCAUUAAUCGAAACGGCCGCUUCUAUUUACGUGGAAUUAAUAACAUUUUUUCUGAACACACUUUAAAAAAUUGGCUCGACCUUCUCCCUGUCAUGAGACAAAUUGUUUCUAAUACGGCCGACCUGGCAGUCAUGCCUGAAAUUUCCAAGUUGCAAGAGUGGAUAGAUUUCGGCCAAAACCAGAGUUUCCCGAACUGCGGGUACCAAGAAAGACGUCGGCGCGACAAAAGGGAUGACGACAAGAACGCACACACCCAUUUCAUUUUGGGGGGUCAGGAUGCGGACAGUGGACAAUUCCCCUGGCACGCCAGCCUUUCAUUCAUCUGGAACACAUAUGAACUUGUCGACUUUUGCGGAGCGACGCUCAUUUCGAGAAAGACGCUGAUCACUGCUGCUCACUGUCUUUUUCAUACUUCUGGAUUGCCAAGGGAAGCUUCUGCGUUGGAAGUGACGCUUGGGAUGCGCCAAAUUUCUAAAGAUGAGGAAUUCCGGCAGAUAAGAAGGGCUUCGAAAGUGAUAGUGCAUCCUGGUUAUAAUCACCGGAACGAUUUUGGGGACGACAUCGCUUUGAUAAUUCUGGCUGAAAAUGUCCAAGUCACUGCAAAAGUGCGGCCGAUUUGUCUAUGGAAUUCAAACUACGACCUCAACAAAAUCGCCAACGGAACGGGCACGGUGGUCGGGUGGGGCCGCACGUCUGACGACACGCUCCCGGAUACUCUGCAAAGAGCAGAUUUGAAAAUCGUCUCAUACCAAGAGUGUUAUCAGAGCAGCAGACUCUUCAUGUCUGAAAAUUUGCAUCCCCGUGAAAACUUCUGCGCCGGUUAUCCUCACAACCAAACGGGAGCUUGCAAAGGAGACAGCGGUGGCGGUUUGUACAUUCGUGAAUCUGGUCGCUACUUUCUGCGCGGCGUCGUCAGCUCAGGAAUAAAGAAAUUGGAAAUAAACAAAGAAGAAUUCAUCGCUUGCGAUCCAAAUUCUUACUCGCUGUUCACAGACGUGACCAAUUAUAUGCAAUGGAUCGUAGACAAGAAAAUCGACUGAAGAGCGUCAAAAUAUCAUAACAUUUACUUUUUGAUUACAAUGGGGAAAAAUUUAAUAUAAUAAUCUUCAAUUUCAUUAAUUACAAUAAAAUUUGCUUUUGGUUUGA